Saxophila tyrrhenica is the source of this 3504-nucleotide messenger RNA. It is a transcript of the gene IRR1, whose product is annotated as cohesin complex subunit. Bases 1 to 3504 code for a protein of 1167 amino acids. Gene Ontology annotation, molecular function: chromatin binding. Lineage: Eukaryota; Fungi; Ascomycota; Dothideomycetes; Mycosphaerellales; Extremaceae. Gene Ontology annotation, biological process: sister chromatid cohesion. The record is from RefSeq and is a predicted model, not a curated record. The transcript has a single exon. Gene Ontology annotation, cellular component: cohesin complex; chromatin; nucleus.
AUGUCCAGCUCUCCACCAGUUGUUUCCGGCGCUCCUAGCACUGCUAAACGCGCAUCCGGACGUGUUCGCAAGCAGACCGCCCAAUACGCGUCUAGCCCUUUCAGCGGCUCGAAGCGCAAACGCGGCGAUGACGAGAAUGGCGAUGCCCAGAUGCCAGACGACUACGAGUCAGAUGAGGAUAUGCCGACCGACGAGGACGAGCCAGCAGAGGAAGAAAUCAGGGAGCGCAAGAAGAAGACGCAGAAGCCAAAAGCCUCUGCACCCAAGAAGCCCGCGCAAAAGAAGGCCAAGGUGAACGGCACAGCUCUCCCACUCAGGAGGAAGAAGGCACCGAAGAAGAAAGCAGCUGCGGUCGCUGUGGAUGCUGAAGAAGUUGGUGGGCUCUACGGACAAGUGUUCGCCAGCGACGAUAGCCUUGAAACCGUUGCCUCGGACUGGCUGAAGAGUUUCGACGAGCAUGAGGCACAAGCCAUGGCCGACGUGAUCAACUUUGUACUGCAGUGUGCCGGUUGCGGUACUGAGGUCACGGAUCACGACAUCGACGAUCCUGACAAUGCCACGAACAGACUCACAGAGAUCCAGGACGAGUACCAGCUAACAGAGCCAACGGAAUUUCCUCUCCACCGCAAAGGCAAGGCCGGUGUUGCCUUCAAGGAGACGGUGUCGGGGUUCGUUAUUGUUCUGGUUCGAUCCAUCGCCGCCAGAGGACUACUGUAUAGCGACCCUAUCCUGCUGGAGAACAUCGAAGUCUGGCUUUCAGCGAUGACUUCUGCUGCAAGCCGCGCGUUCAGGCACACUGCGACUGUGGCCUCGCUCAGCAUCAUCACAUCUCUUUGCGAAGUGACCGCUGAGCGGGCGAACGAAGCAGCGGCUGCGCAGCGACAAUCGGACAGCGAGAAGAAGAAGACAAAGGUUAACCAAGCUCGUGUGAAGCAGCUUGACAAGAAGGUCACGGACACCAACCAGAUCCAAGAAUGGUUGGAAGUACAGAUCAAGGACUGGUUUGACACCGUCUUCAUCCACCGAUACCGCGACAUCGACCCUGUCAUCCGGAAGGAGUGUGCGAGUGCACUCGGCGACUGGAUCAUGAUUCUACCACACGUCUUCUUCGAUGGCUCCCAUCUGCGCUAUUUGGGCUGGAUACUCAGUGACUCUUCAGCGGCGACCAGAGCCGAAAUCCUCAAGCAACUACAGCGGCUGUACGCCGAAGCGGACAAGAUCAGUGGUCUGAAGACGUUCACUGAACGCUUCCGCGAAAGGCUUGUUGAGAUUGCCAUAUCCGACGCAGAGACCAACGUCCGCGUGGCUGGAAUCGAGCUGUUGGACCUCUUAAGAGAGCACGGCCUCAUUGAGCCCGAAGAUGUUGAUGCAGUUGGCCGCCUGAUCUAUGAUGUUGACCCACGGGUCCGCAAAACCGUGGCCAAGUUCUUCGCCGAGAAUGUCAACGAUGCCUACAACAGCAGGAUCGACAAUCUUGGUGGCCCGGAGAGUCUCGAGGAGUCUCUGCCCGAGCUCGCGGAGGGAAACAUGGAGACGCCAAGGGCGGACUGGCUGAAGUUCAAGUCACUUGCUGAGAUGCUUGUGAACUAUGAUGCUGGCGAUGACCUUCCCAGCCAGGUCGAGCGGCACCGUGGUGAUGGCGGUCUUGUGUUGCACGCCGUGGCGAUGGAAUCUCGUUUCACCUUGGCCGCAGAUGCACUCUAUGAGAAGAUGGAAGAUAUCAUGGAUUGGCAAGCUCUAGCUGGAUACCUGCUCUUCGACCACUCGAUCAAGAAGGUCAAGGGCACGCAGGACACACUCACGCAGCUGAAGAAUGAGGUUGUCCUGGACGAGUCAGAGGCCUUUGUACUACUGGAGAUUGUGAGCACGAGUGUCAAGCGCCAUCUCCAUGACCUGCAUGAAUCGAGCGUCUCUACCAAGCGGAAGCUCACCAAAAGGGAGAAGGCGGAGCUGAGCGAAGAUCAAGAGGAAGCCGCACGCCAUCUCGCCAGUCUCAUUCCCCGGCUGUUCAAGAAAUUUGGUGACGUGCCGAAUACCGCGGCGGCGGUUCUGCGUAUGGAGAGUGUGCUUAACAUGCCUUCAUUACGUGGGCUGCAUGAAGACACUGCGACCUACGGCGCCAUCCUGGACGAUAUCCGCAAGCAAUUCAUGUCUCACGGAACCGAUGAUGUGCUUGGGCCGGCCAGUAAUGCUAUCCAGCACGCCAAGUCAUACACAGAUCUCGAGGAAGUCACGGACGAGAAGAUCAGUAACCUGUGGGCGGAUGUCGUCGAGAAUCUGACAGAACUGCUCGAUCACAAUACAAUCACCGUGCGUGGCGCCACCCAGGAAGAGGUGUUGCGUGCUCUUAGCAACAAUCUGUUACGCAUCGUACGCCUGUCACAAGUGUCUGAUCCUAUCCAGUCACUGGAAGACAGCACGAAUGUAUCCAGUGACUACCAAGGCGCCAUUGACUGCAUCAUCGCUCUUGUUCAACGCGGCAUGCCUUCCUCAGGACCUCCGCCUGACCCCGAAGAUGCUGCUCUCGAAGACGAGAUCGCUGCUCGUGCUGCGGAGGCCGGCAUACUCUAUCUGCAGUGGAAGCUGGCCGGCAUCAUCCGAACCUUGACAUCAGGCACCGAGAGCGAAAUCUCCUACGAUGAGCUGGAACUUCUGGCAACACGCCGCGACCAGUACGUCACCAACCUCAACUCCGUCCUCGAAUCCCGCAAGUCCUCAGACCCCAUCUGCAUCACCAUGGCCAAAUACAUCCUCGAGCUCCACACCACCGCCGUCGUCCUCAAGACCAUCCCCCUCAAACCCGGCAUGCGCGACGACUGGGCCGUGCUGAUCAUGAGCCUGCACGACUCCUACACCAAAUCCAUCAUGAAAGUCUUCUCCGCCGCAGAAAAGAACUUCGCCCGUCUCAGCGGGAAGAAGCUGGAAGACAAGCCCGUUCACGACAACAGCGACAUCGACGCCGAUCCCAUGGACGAAGACCCCCUCUCCGACUCUGAAGACGAGAGCGACGACGACGAGCCAACGCAAACGCAGGCUUCCCAGCAGAGGAAAGAGACGAAGCAGCGCCGGACGCUGUUCGCAGAGCAGACCCUCUGCGAACUCACACGCAGUCUGAUCUACGCGAUUCAUGCCGGCGUCAUCGACGGGACGUCGACGAGGAAGAGGCUUGAGCGUAAUAAGCUGAAGCUGGGGCAUAAUUACAAGGAACUCUGCUCGUACCUGGACAUCGGGCAAGUUGAAGGGAAGAAAGGCCGGGGAAAGAAAGCUGCGGCGAAGGGGAAGGCGAAGCCUGCGACUGUUAAUGGGACGGCGAAGGGGAAGAAGGGCGCGAAGAGUAAUGCUAUUGUUGCUGAGGAUGAGACGGAGGAUGAGAUUGAGAAUGCGGAUGAUGAGGAGGGGUUGAGGAGGAGGGGGUUGGUUGAUGAGGAGGUGGAGGACGAGGAGAUGGUGGAGGGAGAUGGGUUUGGGGGUGGAGGGGAGGUGGAGAGUGUGCUUGGGGAUUGA